Sphenostylis stenocarpa is the source of this 840-nucleotide messenger RNA. The record is from the annotation of a GenBank genome assembly. NCBI's taxonomy places the organism in Eukaryota, Viridiplantae, Streptophyta, Magnoliopsida, Fabales, Fabaceae.
AUGGCCAAGAUCAUUCACCAAACCUCUAGAAAGAUGUCUCAGCUCUGCCGCAAAUUCGUUCAGGUCGACGUCCGGUGGGGCGUCCUCAGAAGGGUAUCCUUCGUUGGCCACUUUUUCCGCUUCAUUUGGAAUAGAAUUCUCGUUUGCUCCGUCGCCGGAAGGCCAUCCCACUACCGGAAAUUACCCCUCCGGGACCCCUCUUCUUCGCCGUCCGCCUUCGACUCCGAUGCCUUCCUCGCUGCCACCACUUGCGGCUAUGACUCCGACUCCGAUUUGGUGAACCUCAAGAUCAGCUUGUUGGGUGAUUGCCAUAUUGGAAAAACUACUUUUGUGAUCAAGUAUGUAGGGAAUGAACAAGAAAAGAGGAGUCUACAGAUGGAAGGAUUGAAUCUAAUGGACAAAACUUUGUCAGUUGAAGGAGCACGUAUUUCGUUCAGAAUAUGGGAUGUUGCAGGUGAUAAAAAGUCCCUGGAUCAAAUUCCCAUGGCUUGUAAAGAUGCAGUUGCAAUUUUGAUUAUGUUCGAUCUCACCAGUCGUUGUACACUAAAUAGUGUUGUUGGAUGGUAUAGUGAAGCAAGAAAGUGGAAUCAGAGUGCAAUCCCAAUUCUAAUAGGAACCAAGUUUGACGAUUUCGUUAGACUUCCCCCAGAUGUGCAAUGGACAAUUGUAACACAGGCAAGGGCAUAUGCAAAGGCAAUGAAGGCAACCCUUUUCUUUUCAAGUGCAACUCACAACAUAAAUGUCAACAAAAUUUUCAAGUUCAUCAUGGCCAAGCUCUUUAACUUGCCAUGGACAGUAGAAAGAAAUUUGAGAGUUGGAGAACCCAUAAUUGACUUCUAA